Molecule: messenger RNA, 854 nt
Organism: Ostrea edulis (European flat oyster)
Lineage: Eukaryota; Metazoa; Mollusca; Bivalvia; Ostreida; Ostreidae
Product: cytoplasmic dynein 2 heavy chain 1-like
Exons: 3
Coding region: 308-670 (120 amino acids)
Biological process (GO): microtubule-based movement
Cellular component (GO): dynein complex
Molecular function (GO): minus-end-directed microtubule motor activity; dynein intermediate chain binding; dynein light intermediate chain binding
Source: RefSeq, a predicted model, not a curated record
UAAAUAGGUUUAACACUAAUCUUAUAAGUGUUAUGGAAUUGGUCAGGUAGAGUGAUUCACUGAUUACACAUGCAAUAUUAGGAUUUCCCUUUAAAUCAUAAGUGGUAUGUAUAGACAUAUAUUUACACCACAUGGCUAUAUAAAAGAAAUAUACACGUACGUAUCGAUAAUAGAUAAUUUAGAAGAUCUUUUUUACGGACCCGCCACCAUCAACUAAUCGAGGGGAUUUAUUGAAUAUUGUGAACAAUAGUGGAGUGUUUUUAAAUUCAGGACUGUUGGACUUUUUUUAACGUAAACAUACAAGAUCAUGGAUACCGUGACAAAAGGGGACCUUAUUGAGAUAAGCGCGCUCAAUAGUCCACCUCAAUUAGUGAAGGACACGCUAGAAGCAGCCUUUCUACUACUAGGCUACCCUGCUGCCGAGGCCAAGAGCUGGAGUUUUAUAAAAAAGAAUCUAGUCAGCAACAAAGACUCGUUACAGAAUCAGUUAAAGAAUUUCCAGGCAGAUAAAUGUGACUCUGCAUCAGCAAGGAAAGCCAAAGAUUUAAUUGGUGACGUGACACUUGAAAAAGCCAGAAAUGUCAGUAAGGCAGCAUCCAGUCUCGUGGCUUGGUCACUAAAAGCAUUGAAAGACGUAGAGGAAGCAGGAAAGCUUCAGAAUACUACCUGAAAUUUGCCUCCGGACAAUCACUAGUGUUGAAUUAUAAAUUGAAUAUUAAUAAAACACAAUUUGUAGAUUCAUUAUUUCAGAAACCGAUAGUUUAGCAACAAUGUUUAGGAGACCAUUACCGUUGUGUUUUCAAAAUAAAUCCAUGGACAUCGAAAUGAAUGUUAUUUCAUGUUCAUAAAGAGUC